This is a messenger RNA of Daphnia pulex (common water flea), 572 nucleotides long. Its product is annotated as zinc transporter 7-A-like. The transcript is spliced from 4 exons. The record is from RefSeq and is a predicted model, not a curated record. The coding region runs from base 114 to 359 and encodes 81 amino acids. Lineage: Eukaryota; Metazoa; Arthropoda; Branchiopoda; Diplostraca; Daphniidae.
ACGUUCGCCGCUAUGCCACCUGACGUAUGUCUCUGUUGUGUAUAAAAGGACGUAACAGCUCGGCAGCAAACGCCACAUCUGCUCCGAGCUUACAAACGUUAUAACCAAUCAAGAUGAGUCGUCGAAGUUUGGUGUUUUUCGGUUUGCUGUUUGUGCUGGUGGUCGUCGCACUGGUAGCAGAGGCUGAUGAACGUCAGAAACGCUCUCCCAUUUUGGGUCUCCUGCUAGCUAAAAAGCUUUUACACGGCGGAGGUCAUCACCACCAUCAUUACGGCGGUCAUGGCCAUCACGGAGGCUACGGCCGAUAUGGUGGACAUGGACACGGACAUUACGGAGGAGGUCACCAUUAUUACGGAUAAGCGGAUGAGCAGUCUUGACAGCAAAUUAUUUACGGACACUAGGGCAUGGACACUCCUGGAAAAAAAAAUAAUUUAAUAUUUUUUAGCUUGACGGAUACUACAUCCAGUUUGGCCGUUGUUGAUUUUAUUUAUCUGGUUUCAAGUUCAAAAUUGUUUCUUCUGUCAACGGUAUUUUUUUUAUACACACUAGACGCAGCCCAUGCACACACCUUA